Messenger RNA from Chara braunii, 3670 nucleotides. Lineage: Eukaryota; Viridiplantae; Streptophyta; Charophyceae; Charales; Characeae. The record is from the annotation of a GenBank genome assembly.
GCCUCGAAUGUGCUCAUCGUGGUUGGAAAGGUGAAGGUCAGGGCAUGCUUCUUCAUAAUGCCGGACGUGGACCAUGGAAUCCUCCUGGGAGGUCAUUCCUAAGCAGAACGGAGACCGUGAUGUUCAACAAACAUGACGGGACUCUAAUCCUUCUCUUAUGCGAUCCUGCCUGCGGGAAUUACGAAAUAAUUACCUGUAGGAACACCGGGCCAAGGAGCAUAAGGAACCGGCCCAAUCCAGGAUCAUUCACGAUCGAGGAGUCGGAAGGGGAGCGCUGGAGGCUGGGCAGAGCCCGAAGCGGGAGAGAGGGUGAAAGCAUUUUUCCUCAGCCUGUCAGAUGUUGGGAAGGCCAUGGACCUGGUGGCCACGCACGAGAUGGCAGAUCCGGAUGCCAUCCAGGCCUUGAGGGAGCAGGUUCUGGAAUGCCCCGAGGUAGGAAGGUUGGAGUUGGUAUAUCGGCGCCCAGGCAGCUGAAGGAACCCAGCAUCAGCGCAAGCACAAUCUGUGAGCCGGCCUUUCUUAGGAGACGGCUCAAGCAGGGUUCCCAAAGGCAGUACAAGACGGUAGACAAGAAGUGUCGCCCGGUUCCCGUCCUCGUUACAGAGGACAAGGAAGCAUAUUACGAGAGGGAACGACGGUUGAUACGGCGAAUGAGGGAGAGUGCUUUAGCAGGACCAUGUCGUAUCAACGAAGGGAAUGAAAGGGAGUCGAUUAUAGGGGAGCCCAACUUCCUACUGCCUCGGGAGCGAGCAUUAAUAGUGGAGCUGAUGAAGAGGAGGCAUCGCGCCUAUGCGUUUAGCGACGAGGAAUGUGGCAGGCUGGAUGUGGACAAAAUACCUAUAAUCCGCAACCACACCGUGCCACACGAGCCUUGGAACAUGAGACGGGCGCGGUUUCUUAACCCUGAUGAGGAAAAGAAGGUGGUGGAUUACCUCGACGGUAAAAUACGUACGCACGUCGCCGACUAUUCGAGUGGACCGUACGCGUCCCCGUGGUUCUGCUUUAUCAAGCCUAACGGGACGCUGCGGUGGGUGCAAAAUUUGCAAAGACUGAAUGCAGUGACCGUUCGGGAUGCUGGAGGGUUGCCCAAUGCGGACGCGCUGUCAGAAUCCUGUGCUGGAAGGCCUAUAAUCUCACUUAUAGACCUUUACUCAGGAUAUGAUCAGUUCCCAGUCUACCCGCCGGACAGACCUGUGAUGGCUAUGCACACGCCGCGAGGGUUAAUCCACAUGAACGUCGCCCCACAAGGGUGGACAAAUGCGGAAGCAAUGACCCAACGGGCCAUGAUUCAGGUUAUGCAGUCAGUCAGCCCCUAUAUCACACAGCCAUACAUCGACGAUUUGGCGAUGAAGGGGCCGGCAAUGAAGGAAAGCGACGAAGUCUCGCCAGGGGUGAGGCUCUUUGUCUGGAAGCAUACCGAGGGCGUCGAAAAAGUCUUGGGCCUGCUCAAGAAGCAUAACCUCACGGCGAGCGGGGCCAAGUCCAGGCACUGCAAGAGGGAGGCGACUAUCUUGGGGUUCGUCUGCAGUGAGAAGAGCCGGAGGCCGGAUGCGAAGAAGACGGACAAGAUUACUGAGUGGCCAAUUUUGUUCCACUCAAUAACUGAUGUCAGAAGCUUCCUUGGAGGAGGGAAAGGGACACGGCCGCCUCAGAGGCCGUUGGGAGCAUCAGGAGGAUAUGAGCGGCAUGAGCCUCGCCAUCGAGAGAGUACUUCGGUCUACGAUGAUGGGGACAUCGAGCUAUUCCUGGACAACUUUUGGGAUCAUGCGAGGCGUAUGGGCUGGACCGUGGCCGAGACAAUUGAGAGGCUGAGGGGAGCAGGCAGGUUCGAGGAGCCCAUUACCAGGAUUCGUAAGGAGGCGACGACGAGACAGGAGGUGGAGGCGAGGAUGGAGGAGUUGCGACCCUCGCCUGUGGGACCAGAUGGCAGGCCGAUCCGUCUGGAAAUCGGAAAUGCGGCAAAUUUUAUUCCUGCCUUCGAGUGGUUCAUGCGGGGGAAAGGGAAGGAAGUAAUAGAGGUUGGAGAGGACACGCCCCCACAGACGCCAGCGGUGGGUUUUAAACUCGGGGAUGCACCAGGGAGCACUCGCCAGGCGGGGAAGAGGUUGCAGACAGAGGAGGCCCCAUUGCCUUCUUCAGGAAAGGCCCCUUCGCCAGAAGGAGAUAGAGCAGAAAGGAGGAGAGAGAGGGCAGUUGUAAGGAGAGAGGCCUUGAUUCUGAUCGAUAGGCACCUAGCAGCUCAUGCCCUGGAGCACCCAGACCUGGAGGAGCCAGUACCUGCAGAGCCGCGCCAGGAGCCAUGCCAACCAGAGAAGGAGAUGGAAGCAGAGAUCCCAAAGAAGGUCGAACUCCUCACGAGGAAAAGGGCGCCAGCUGGAGAAACAGUUGAAGAAAAGAGGGCGAGAAGAAUCAGGCGGAUAGAUGAGAUAUGGCAAGAAAGGCAGAGGUUGGAGGCAGCGGGGGAGCUUCCGGAGCAGCAACAGGAGAGGCAGAGAUCGGAGGCAGCAGGAGCACUCCCAAGUCAGCCACCUAGCGCGCCAGCAAGGGCUCCGGAGAUUCCAGAGAUGUGGAGGGACUUCUGGGAGCAAAGAGGAGAGAAGCUUCCCUCGCCUGUCAGAGCCGGGUUUGGGGUGGCCAGGAAGGCGGAAGAAAGGCUAGAUCGCAAAAUCAAGUUCCUGGCCAAUACGACUUUUGACCGGCACUUGUUAUUGGAGAGCGAUCUGGCAGGGAAGAAGAUGAAGGAAGCAAGCCAUGGAGUACGCCUGGAGGCUAUGGAGGUGGAAAUCCAGGAACUCAGGGCAUUGGUGGUCAGUCAGGCAGCUAUCAUUGAGAGCCUGAGGCAGCAAACCCAGGGAGAGGUGAAUAACCCAGAGAGCAAUAGACAGGGAGAGAAGAGGCAGCCAGGACAUGGGUUGCCAAGACAGCCAUCUGCUGCAGAGCCUCGCCAGGAGCCACCUAUGGGAAGAGUUAUCCUAGAGCCAGAGGAGGCGAGAGCCCAGAGACAGGCGGGGAGAGAGGCGUUUGAGUUCAAAGCCCCUACCGAGCUCUCGACGCUGCGAGUAGCAGCAGCGGGCCCAAUCGUACCUUUGGCAGUUGAGGAGGGGCUACCACCAUCUAGCAGUGAGCCGGCUCAGGGCUCAGCAGAGGGAUCCAUAGGCAUGCUCCUUGAGGCGGUGCAUACUAUGCAGGAGGAAAUGAGUUUGUUUUCAACCGAGCAGAGGAUAGAGGAGCCUCUUGAGAGAGAGAUGGGGAAUAAGGCAGAGGGUACCAUCAAGAGCAGGCUCCAAAGGAUGGGCACACAUGAGUAUGGACCAGAGAAGAUUGAGGAGCAGCCCACGGCAGUGCCAAGAGAGACACUCGAGAGGAGACCUCAGAGGUUGGACACGCCAGAGUACGUCCCAGCGACAAGGGAUUUGAGGAGCAGACUGGGAUCUUGGGCUACUGGAUCUGGGUCUGGGGGACAGGUUCAUGGGAUAGAGCAACAGGAGUUCGUUAGUACCGCAGCUCCUCGCUCAGAGCAGCAGGGGGUUGUCAGUACCUUGGUAGGAUCUCCUUCAUCGCCACCUCCUCAGCCCAGGAAGAAGAAGUUCAAGGGGAAGGUUGAUUAGCUAUGCUUCUACUGCAAAAGGGGCAUGCAUUUGGCUUUGGACUGUCUCGAGUUCCUUGAGGA